UGCAACUUAACCUUCAGUUAGAUUUGUGUUGUGUUUGACUGCACUCCAGCAAGCACCGCAUCUGUAACAAUUUACCAUUUCAACCAAGACUUGUACUCUUAGCCAGAAUGAAGUGUUUCCUUCUUUCUGUUGCUAUUUUUGCAACAGUUGCUCUAAGCUGCGGCGCCGAGAAGCUUCACCCUCUGUCGGAUGAAUUCAUCGACGCUAUUAACAACAAACAUACAACCUGGAAAGCUAGAAGAAACUUCGACGUGAACACUCCCAUGUCUUCGAUCAAGCAACUGCUUGGUGUCCUUCCCAGGAAAGAAAAUGCUCGUAAAUUGCCUCUGAAAAUUCAUCCAGAAGACGCAGAUAUACCAGAAACAUUUGAUGCUAGAGAAGCUUGGCCAGAUUGUGCUGACAUAAUCGGAACAAUCAGGGAUCAAGCUGCUUGCGGGUCCUGUUGGGCAUUUGGAGCCGUCGAAGCUAUGAGUGACAGAAUCUGCAUUCAUUCCGAUGCACAAACUAAGGUACUAAUCUCAGCUGAAGACCUGAAUGAUUGCUGUUCAGAUUGCGGAGACGGUUGCAAUGGAGGUUGGCCAGAUGAAGCAUGGUGGUACUGGUCACAGACGGGAAUUGUCACGGGAGGACUUUAUGGUACUACAGAUGGAUGUAAAGCAUAUUCUAUUACUCCCUGCGAACACCAUGUUGAUGGUGAUCUUCCGGCUUGCGGUGACAUUCAACGAACUCCUACAUGCAAGUCCACUUGCGACGAAGGAGUAGAUCUAGUUUACAAACAAGACAGAAGAACUGGAAGUGCAUACAGCAUAGCGCAAUCAGUAAAACAAAUUCAAAUUGAAAUUAUGACCAACGGACCUGUUGAGGCCGAUUAUGACGUUUAUGAAGAUUUUCCCAGUUACAGUUCUGGCGUAUACCAGCAUACUCAAGGCGACUACGAAGGUGGACAUGCUGUUAAAAUUCUAGGCUGGGGAGUCGAAGAUGGUACAGAUUACUGGUUGGUUGCGAACUCCUGGAAUGAAGACUGGGGAGAUAAUGGCUACUUCAAAAUUUUGCGUGGCGAAAAUGAAUGUGGAAUUGAAGCUGAUAUUAUAGGCGGAAUACCAGAUUUGUAAUUUAGUAAAAGUACUGUUACUUCUGAGAGUUAAUAAAGUGUUAUAUGCAA
Messenger RNA from Zophobas morio, 1162 nucleotides. Its product is annotated as cathepsin B-like. Gene Ontology annotation, biological process: regulation of catalytic activity. Lineage: Eukaryota; Metazoa; Arthropoda; Insecta; Coleoptera; Tenebrionidae. Gene Ontology annotation, molecular function: cysteine-type endopeptidase activity. The coding region runs from base 108 to 1112 and encodes 334 amino acids. Gene Ontology annotation, cellular component: lysosome. The transcript is spliced from 4 exons. The record is from RefSeq and is a predicted model, not a curated record.